This is a messenger RNA of Hyaloperonospora brassicae, 3597 nucleotides long. Lineage: Eukaryota; Oomycota; Peronosporomycetes; Peronosporales; Peronosporaceae. The record is from the annotation of a GenBank genome assembly.
AUGGCGAGCGGCGGGUCCACGACGGCACCAAUAGAAGAGACGUACAGCGAUGCCGAGCUGCAGAUCGUGCGCGUCAAACUUGACAUCAUCCGCGCGAGGAUGGGCGCGGCAUUGGAGCUGAUUCCAGCUGGUCGCGAGUAUGACACGCCGCCUGAUGCGCGGGACGACGCUGUGCAGCCGAACGCGCUGGAGAAGAGUAUAGAUGAGACGUUCGUGGGGCCUUUAGUGACGCAGUUGACGUCCGUGAACGAAAACGAGGCGCUUGCACAGCACAAGGACACGAUGGGAUCUGGAGACAGCAAGCAGAAGAUGGAUGUGUUAAGUCGAAACGGCCGGUCGCUGAUGAAGAGUGGACACAACGACGGACAUGCUGCACAAGCUGAGACGAUGAAGAAUAUGGGCGUUUCAUCGACGGAACAGCGUGUGGUCACCCGUGAUCAGCAGAAGGCGGCGGACAUGCACUUGAAAGGUCGUUUGGUUGUGAAAAAUGAAGGCGAUACGGCGAGUCAACAUGUGGCGAGUUCGACCGCUAUGACAAUGGGUUCAGACUCGAAAGGAGAAGGACCGAUCUGCAGUGGUGGAAACCAGGUCUCGACAUCGGCACAAGUUACGACAGGUGCGACCCCAUUGCAGUCGCCAGUGUCAGCGCGUAAUCGAACGUCGAGCGAGGACGGCUUCGUUUCGACCCCUGAAGCUAGGAAAGAAUCACGCGACAAGGCGAUGAAGCCUGAGCCCGUUGAGGAAACCAGGAUAGAGCGCGCCGACCAUCUCUCUCUCAAUCACUUUCUCAUAUCAGAACUCGAGGUGUAUUGCUCUCGUUUGCUGCGAAGAAAGUGCCCCAAGAAAGAGUCGUCGAAUGUAAGUGACCUCGCACGGGUCACAGGUAUGCAGCUCUAUCUCGAUCACCAACGAGGUCUCAUGGACUUCGAUGAUGAAUGGAAAAGGUCUCAUGCGAGCUGUUGUCGAGGUCAUGCUGGAACGACUCCUGUCAAAGAACUUGUAGUAGCACCAGCAAACAUCUACACGAACCCAUUUCAACACGACGCAGCCAAUGUCGUUGAUGCGAACGGCUGGGCGAUGCUGUUGAGUCAAGUGAGAGCUUCCAGUACGAAGUCAACACCAGCGGGGACUUCAUAUACACGAGAUGUGGGCGUCCGAGAAGGCAUGGAGGAUCUGUCAGCGGCGUACAUGCGAGGAUCAAAUGGAAUAAUUGUUGGUAGCGACGACCGCCAGAAGGAGCGACUUCAGAUCAGUGCAUUCAUGGCCCAGAUCCCAUCAAGCCAAAGCACUUCGGCACUGUACGUCGUUGUGGCUGCCGGUUCUGACCUCGCCCGUUGGGAAGCAGCAUUAUCUUCCGAGCAGCUUGUCCAAUUGUACCCAUAUUGGGGAAGCAAGCAAGACCGCCAAAACUUACUUCAGUUGCUGAGCAACGGGUACUUUUCUAGCCGCAAUCUGUGGGCACACGUACUUCUCACCAGCUACGAAGCCUUCAUGGAAGACAUCUCGAUUGUGACCUCACUACACUGUCAGCUCAGCGUUAUUGACAUUCCACGGCAUGCUACUGAUCAGAUUGCGUCGAUUUGGCCACAAUUGCUUUCGCUUCGGUGUCGCCAACGCAUGUUGCUCUGUCACCCCGGGUUUGCCGUUGACGCACGCAAGUUGUUGCAGUUCCUGGUGCCUGAGUUGUUUGGUUCACGACGGAGGCUGCUGGCGUGGAACUGUGCAGCCUUUCGCGCCGAUCAAGUUGGCGUGUUAUGUGGCGUGGUCAAGGCGCUCACAGUUAUCUCGAAUGAGGAUGCACGCACUACGUUCAUGCUAAAAGUAGCAGCUCGCACUGCGCAAAGCUGCGAGCGCGAAGCGGCUGCUUUGAAUAUGUUGAAUAAGCAAGGAAUUGUGAGGGCAACACAACGAUCAAUAAUGGUGCCUGUGAAGCGCGUACUGAGCAAAAAGUCGCGAAGUCGUGCUAGUGGACACAUCCCGGCAGAGGGAAAAGUCGACCCGCUAAGGGUUGCCUUCAAUCCAGUCGAUUCGCAGCUUGCAGUCAAUGCUGCAAGCGCGCAUCAAAAAACCCGCAGUGGAGGCGAUGUGACACCUGGCUCCCGACAGCGGAUAGGUCGAUGCGGAACUUGUGCUGGUUGUUUGGCUGAGGACUGCAUGAAAUGUGGACACUGUCAGGACAUGAAAAAAUACGGUGGACCAGGUCUCCGCAAACAGUCUUGCAAACAUCGCAAGUGCCUCAACCCAAAGAUAUGGGGAUUGGCUUCCAGAAAGAGGAAGCGCAAGCCAAAGCGCACUGCUGGUACGAACAGUGCAGUAAAGGAAAGCUCGGAGGUUGACGAUGACUUUUCGGUCGCAUACUCUUCUGUGGAAAGUGACGGGGAGUCUUUAUCGGUUACGACGCACGAGAACGGUGGUUCGGAUGAUGAGUCACUUCGGUAUUCGGACGCUCCGAUCGAUUCUCCCCGCGAUCUAUUGCUGCCGGCAAGCGACACCCUUGUGGACGACCAUCUGUCUCUGGGCGACUUGAGUGCUCGAUCUGCGUCGGCACGCUCGCGUAUCAUGCGAUGUGGAUUAUGCGAAGGAUGCCAGGCGCCGGACUGUUUGAAAUGCCCGCACUGUCUUGACAUGAAGAAAUACGGAGGACCGGGACUCCGGAAGCAAACGUGCAAGAUCCGCAAAUGUAAGGCUCCCAAGGUUGUCAAGUUGAAUCAGGCAAAGGGCGGUGACGACCAGUAUGUGGAUGAGAUGGGGAACGUGGUGUACAGCAGUCUGAAUGGCUGCACUUUUCCGGGGUUCUAUGAAGCUUGUGACUCGUCGGAUAGACCCGAGUCGACAAUGAUGUCACCAAGAUGUAACAGCCAGCCGAGGGUGCUACCCGUUAUCCAGGAAUGCGAGCGCUAUGUGAAACCACAUCUGGCUUUUGCGUGUACGGAUUGCGGUGCACGCUUCAGCUCAAGUAAGGUGCUGAGUUUUCACGCAAAGAUUGAGCAUCCUCCGUCAACAUCAGGCCAUCGCGUGCAAGUUCCGACGGCAUUGGAGCGGGAUGCGAGUCGGAUGUUCGCGUGGCCGAGAUACCAGAGUGCAAUGAUCAAUGCUCAGCUCAAGCAGCACAACCGAGGAGCACACAGUCCACCCCUCGGGUAUGCGAAGUUGGAGGGCCGGAACUUGCAGUAUUAUUUCGUGGACCCGUUUGUCAUCCUCGGCCGCAUGACCUCGGGAUGGUGCAAGCUAUACAAGGAUCUUGGCUUUGCAACCCUCGACGGUCUCGUUGGUGCCGACGUCGAUUGCCACAUCGGAGACGACCGCCAGAUUGCAACUCGGCACGCUGUGAUCUCGUGGGACGCUAGUCGUCGUGGCUUUGUGAUCGAGUGUCUGAGCCUCCGCACGCCGAUCACUGUAAACGGCCACGUGAUGACUUUCUCGUCACCUCGAGUCACGCUGCACAGUCGAAACCUGGUGACGAUUGGCGCAAGCGAAUUCUACUUUCUCUUGCCGAAACAGACAGACGCAGACGCAGCAGCAGCAGCAACAACAACGACAGCCACAGCAGACGCAGUAGCAGCGACGUUGCGACCCGACGUCAUUGAAGCAAGCUAA